AUGGAAGCGUCUCUGAGUGAGGAGGAGUCUCUUGAAGCUGGAAGAAUGAAAGCGAGUGAGUCAGAGAACAUCGAGAUCGGAGUGGAGAAGCUUCAAGUCAAGAUUAAACGUGUCAGAGUGCUCCAACUGCUCUGCUCAGUCUCUGUGCUCGUCGUUGCGAACGCGGCACUAUCCGGGAGCAUGGAAGCACCAGAGUGGCAACGGACUCUGCGGGAUGAGCUUGUUCAACUUGGUAAGGAGGCCCAAGAGCUCACUGGGAGUUUCUGCCCGAGGAUCGAAAACCCCUCGGCCCUCGAGUUCCUCAGAGACUUCGUGCUGCCCAACAGGCCCUGCAUCAUCACAGGGGCCAUGGAAGAGUGGCCGGCGAGGAGGCAGUGGAGCAACGAGUACCUAACGGGCAGGUUGGGAGAGAAGAAGGUUUCAGUGAAUGUCACGCCCGAUGGUCGAGGAGAUGCGAUCGUUGACGACAAGUUCUUUGUCUUGCCUGAAGAGCGGCUGAUGACGUUCGCUCAGUUCCUUGCCGAGCUGUACAGGGAGGGCAACGAUGACGUUUUGUACCUGUCACACCAGAAUGACAACCUCCGGUCGCAGAUAGGAGAAGCUCUACUAAACGAUGUCCCUCCUUCAAUCCCUUUCGUUGAUGACGCUCUUGGCCACGGACCUGACGCAGUGAAUCUGUGGAUGGGAGACUCGAGGUCAGUCACGACUCUGCACAAGGACCAUUACGAGAACUUGUAUGCUGUGAUCCGCGGGGAAAAGAUAUUCACCUUGUACCCUCCGACGUCUCUGCCGUUCCUGUAUCCUCAUCCCUACGGCAUUCGGAGGUACCGCAAAGAGGGAGGAGCGUGGAGGAUUUGCGAGCUAGGAGAGCAAGAAGGUGAAGAGGUCAAGAGUUGGAUCUCGGUGAAUCCGAAUGCUCCGGACUAUGACAGGCAUCCCUUGUUCGAGUUUGCAAGCAAGACGCAGGUCAGAGUGAGGCCGGGAGAAAUGCUUUACUUGCCCUCCAUGUGGUUUCAUCAGGUAGAGCAGUCUGACGACACGGUUGCCGUCAAUUACUGGUACGAUAUGGUAUAUGGGGACAGAUAUGCGUAUCACAAGUUCAUCGAGAGUAUGGUCAGACAGGCUCACAUCAAAUAA
Messenger RNA from Guillardia theta CCMP2712, 1137 nucleotides. RefSeq lists its product as hypothetical. Lineage: Eukaryota; Cryptophyceae; Pyrenomonadales; Geminigeraceae. The record is from RefSeq and is a predicted model, not a curated record. The transcript is spliced from 7 exons. The coding region runs from base 1 to 1137 and encodes 378 amino acids. Gene Ontology annotation, molecular function: 2-oxoglutarate-dependent dioxygenase activity.